GCCAGAGGCUGCAGAGAAGACAGACAGACAGACAGACAGAGAGGGACGCUCGCCAUCCCUGCAGGACACCAGUGGACCUAAAUCUGCCCCCAGGCUGCUCAGAACUUCUCACAACCAGAAUGGGACUGCUGAGUGUGGAGGAGCUGGUGACUGGAAAGAGGUCAGAGGGCAGAGAGGCCAGCGACUUCCAGGGGGGCGCGUACGAGGCGGCCGUCAACCAGGAGAAGCAGGAUGAGCGGGGGUCGCUGGCAGGAGGAGGUGGGCCGCAGGAGGAGCGGGAGGAGGUCAGCGUGGCGGCUCUGAAUACGGAUAGAAGCGGGAGGCUGAAGCUGGAGACGGUGGAUGAUCUGUUCAACAUCCUGCAGCUGAGGAAGAGGAGGAAGGAGAGGAAGUCUUCUGUCUGCAAGAAAACUGAACCGGAACCAGAACCGGUGCCAGAGACGGUGGACGAGCAGCUCUUUCUGACGGCAGUCAUGGAGAACAAGCUUCCUGUGGUGGAGAAAUACCUGAGCGAUGGAGGAAACCCCAACGCAGCAGAUCAUUUUCAGAGAACGGCUCUGCAUAAAGCUUCCUUCAAAGGACAUGUGGAGGUGAUGAGAAGACUUCUGGAGGCCGGAGCUGCCAUCCAGCAGAAAGACAAGGUCCUACACUGCAAAAAAUCUAAAUCUAUACAAAACAUACUUGGCGAGGACGCGAGUCCGUAA
Cyprinodon variegatus (sheepshead minnow) is the source of this 704-nucleotide messenger RNA. RefSeq names its product ankyrin repeat domain 1 (cardiac muscle) (gene ankrd1). The coding region runs from base 120 to 704 and encodes 194 amino acids. Lineage: Eukaryota; Metazoa; Chordata; Actinopteri; Cyprinodontiformes; Cyprinodontidae. The record is from RefSeq and is a predicted model, not a curated record. The transcript is spliced from 6 exons. Gene Ontology annotation, molecular function: protein binding.